Molecule: messenger RNA, 2965 nt
Organism: Benincasa hispida (wax gourd)
Lineage: Eukaryota; Viridiplantae; Streptophyta; Magnoliopsida; Cucurbitales; Cucurbitaceae
Gene: APM1
Product: aminopeptidase M1
Biological process (GO): proteolysis; peptide catabolic process
Cellular component (GO): cytoplasm; membrane
Molecular function (GO): metalloaminopeptidase activity; zinc ion binding; peptide binding
Source: RefSeq, a predicted model, not a curated record
UCAUUUUAUUCCGGCGAGCUCAUUAAUAUAUAAUAACCCGUACAUCUUCUUGAGUUUCGCAGUGUUUGGAUUUUCCGCUUCCAAUUUUCCGAUUCUUUCACCGAUGGAUCAAUUCAGAGGUCAACCUCGGCUCCCGAAAUUUGCCGUUCCGAAACGAUACGAUAUCACCCUCAAACCGGACCUCUCCCUCUGUAAAUUCUCUGGUUCUGUUGCAAUCGAUAACGAUAUCCUUUCCGAUACUCGAUUCCUAGUACUCAAUGCCGCCGACCUUCAUGUUCACGAUGCGUCUGUUUCCUUUACCAAUCGGAACUCCUCCAAGGUUAUCCAGCCUUCGAGCAUUCAAGCGUGUGAAGAGAACCAAAUUUUAGUUUUGGAGUUUGCAGAGACGCUACCAAUUGGGUUAGGAACAUUGAGUAUGGACUUCGAAGGAAUCUUGAAUGAUAAAAUGAAAGGAUUCUAUAGAAGCACUUAUGAGCACAACGGUGAGAAGAAAAACAUGGCUGUUACACAAUUUGAACCAGUUGAUGCUAGACGUUGCUUCCCUUGCUGGGAUGAACCUGCUUUUAAGGCUACAUUCAAGAUCACGUUAGAUGUACCAUCUGAACUAAUAGCACUUUCCAAUAUGCCAAUUAUUGAAGAAAAAGUGAAUGGUCAUUUGAAGACGGUUUCAUAUCAAGAAUCACCAAUUAUGUCGACAUAUUUAGUGGCCAUUGUUGUUGGUUUAUUUGAUUAUGUGGAAGAUCAUACAACUGAUGGGGUCAAAGUUCGUGUAUACUGUCAAGUUGGAAAGGCAAAUCAAGGAAAAUUUGCAUUACAUGUUGCUGUUAAGACUCUUGAUCUAUACAAGGAAUAUUUUGCUGUGCCAUACUCUCUGCCUAAACUCGACAUGAUUGCAAUUCCUGACUUUGCUGCUGGGGCCAUGGAAAACUAUGGUUUAGUUACCUAUCGUGAGACUGCUUUACUUUAUGAUGAUCAGCACUCAGCAGCCGCUAACAAACAGAGGGUGGCAACUGUUGUGGCUCAUGAACUUGCACACCAAUGGUUUGGCAACCUUGUAACUAUGGAGUGGUGGACACAUUUGUGGCUGAACGAGGGAUUUGCAACAUGGGUGAGUUAUUUAGCUACUGAUAGCUUGUUUCCAGAGUGGAAAGUAUGGAAUCAAUUUCUUGAAGAGUCAAACCACGGUCUUACUUUGGAUGGGCUUGCUGAAUCACAUCCAAUUGAGGUUGAGAUAAAUCAUGCCAGUGAAGUUGAUGAAAUAUUUGAUGCAAUUAGCUACAGAAAAGGUGCAUCUGUUAUUCGAAUGUUACAAAGCUAUCUCGGUGCUGACUGUUUUCAGAAAUCACUCGCUGCAUACAUAAAAAAGCACAGUUGCUCAAAUACUAAGACUGAAGACUUAUGGGCUGCUCUAGAGGAGGGGUCUGGUGAACCUGUGAACAACUUAAUGAGUUCCUGGACCAAGCAACAAGGAUAUCCUGUUGUCACUGUCAAAGUGAAAGAUGAGAAAUUGGUGUUUGAGCAGUCAAGAUUUUUGUCGAGUGGUUCCUGUGGAGAGGGGCAAUGGAUUGUUCCCAUAACAUUGUGCUGUGGCUCUUAUGAUGUGCGCAAGAAUUUUCUGCUGCAAACAAAGACAGAAUCUGUAGACAUCAAGGAGUUCCUUGGUUGCUCCAUCAGCAAAUACUCUGGUGGAAAUGAUAAAUAUUGUGAUUGGAUAAAGCUUAAUGUAGAUCAGACUGGUUUUUACCGGGUGAAGUAUGACGAAGAUCUUGCAGCUAAGCUUAGAAAUGCAAUAGAGAAAAAUCAUUUGACUCCAACGGACAGAUUUGGUAUUUUGGAUGAUGCAUUUGCCCUUUCUAUGGCUUGCCAGCAAUCAGUUGCCUCUUUGCUUACCUUGAUGGGUGCUUACAGGGAGGAACUUGACUAUACUGUGUUAUCGAAUUUGAUCAGUAUAAGCUACAAACUUGAAAGAAUUGCAGCUGAUGCGGUUCCUGAGUUACUGGACAACCUCAGACAAUUUUUCACCAACAUUUUCCAAUUUGCAGCAGAAAAACUAGGUUGGGAUCCCAAACCAGAUGAAAGCCAUCUCGAUGCAAUGUUGAGAGGAGAACUUUUGACUGCUCUUGCUCUGUUCGGUCAUGAGCAGACAAUAAAAGAAGCAAAUAGGCGAUGCCUUGCAUUCUUAGACGACAGAAGUACGCCAGUACUCCCACCCGAUAUUAGAAAGGCGGCGUAUGUGGCCGUAAUGCAGACAGUCAAUGCUUCAAACAGAUCUGGUUACGAAUCUCUUUUAAGAAUUUAUAGAGAGUCUGAUCUUAGCCAGGAGAAAACACGCAUUCUAAGUUCCUUGGCAUCUUGUCCAGAUCCUAACAUCAUUCUUGAAGUUCUCAACUUUUUAUUGUCGUCUGAGGUUCGUAGUCAAGAUGCUGUUUUUGGACUAGGUGUUAACUGGCAAGCACGUGAAACAGCUUGGACAUGGCUGAAGACUAAAUGGGAAGAAAUCUCCAAAAUCUUCGACUCCGGGUUUCUGAUUGGACGCUUUGUCAGUGCCACAGUCUCCCCGUUUGCCUCGUAUGAAAAAGCUAAGGAAGUUGAGGAGUUCUUUGCAAGCCGUGUUAAGCCAUCGAUGGCCCGAACGUUGAAGCAGAGCAUCGAGCGUGUUCACAUUAAUUCGAGAUGGGUUCAGAGCGUCCAGAAGGAGACUACUCUUCCCGAUGCUAUAAGAGAGCUAGCGUGGAGGCGAUAUUAGGUUUCUGAAUGUGAAGCAUCUUUGAAAAUAAGCCUCCUGGUAAUGUAACAGUUUAUUAGAUUUAUGAACUCCAAACAAAUCCCCCCCAAUCCCAUAAUAAAGUAGAAUAAUCAUCCGUUCUCUUUCGUCUGUCUGCUUGCCCCUAGAAAAUAGGCUCGACUUUGGUCGCACAAUUAAAAUAAUUGAAGAUAAAGCCAUUUUUCUUUGAGGUUAAUUGUA